Molecule: messenger RNA, 1139 nt
Organism: Photinus pyralis (common eastern firefly)
Lineage: Eukaryota; Metazoa; Arthropoda; Insecta; Coleoptera; Lampyridae
Product: D-altritol 5-dehydrogenase-like
Exons: 6
Coding region: 26-1087 (353 amino acids)
Source: RefSeq, a predicted model, not a curated record
GUCAAACUAGUCAAAAUUUGUAAGUAUGGAAGCGAUACGCUUUUCGAAAUACGACGAGUACCUGGAGCUCUUCGAGUGUCCAAUUCCGCAAGUGACCAAUGCGGAUCACGUGCUCGUAAAAGUACUGUUUGCGGGCAUAACUCAGAGGGACGUGCACGUUAUCGAUGGUAACGUACCCUGCCGAAGGGACAAGGCCUUCAUUAUGGGCCAGGAGAUCAGCGGCGCGGUCGUCGGUAUUGGGACCCAAGUCUUGGUGGUAACUCCCGGCGAUUACGUCAUCGUGAACCCGUUCAGCUCGUGUCAGAUUUGUAACCACUGCCGUUCGGGGCACCCCCACCUGUGCCAGCAGUGCAAGGUGGAAAGGAUGAUGGGAUUGCACGAAAACGGCGGUUGGGCAGAGUACAUCAUCGUUCCGGAAAUACAAAUCUACAAGCUGUGCGACAACAUUCCGGUGGAAUUAGGAAUCCUAGCGCCGCUACUGUCAGUUGUGGCACACGCGCUUCAAUUCAUAGAGCCCCUAGGCCUCGACAAGCGGAUUUUGGUAUUGGGAGCCGGAGUCUCUGGAGUGUUAUGGAUCGCCCUCUUCCACUAUAAGGGUUUCAGGAAUGUACUGGUCUCGGAACCCAAUCUGGCACGGCACGAAAUUAUACAACAGAUGGACGUCAACUACGAAAUAAUCACGCCCGCUGUUGUCGGACAGAGAAUAUCAACCGACUCGAGUUUUUACUUCGACCUUGUAGUCGACUGCUCCAGUAACGCCAAGGCCCUACAACGGGCGGUGGAUUUAUUAGACUCCGGUGGUAAAUUGUUAGUCUUCGGUUCGAAACCGAUGAACGCGAGGAUUUGCAUUAGCCCGUUUGAGUUGCAAAGGCGGGAAUCGAAGAUCAUUGGCGUCGAUGUUGGUUCCUACACGUAUCCCAGCGCUUUGGCGCUGCUGCAGUGUUUAAGUAACAGAUAUCUGACCUACGAGCGAUUAGGCAUAAAAGUGUACCCGUUAAGACAGUACAAGGAGGCCAUCGACCAUGUUCGAAAACGAAGCGUCCUUAAAGCCGUAUUUCGUAUGCCCGAUGAUUGCAAAUGUUUGUAGCAGAUCAAAUAAAUCACUUGCAAAUUUUGAUCGUUGGAUUCAGCAGGCUAAG